GUCCACAUAAUCACAUACUUACGUUACCUAGACAGGUAAAAAUGUGACAUAUGAAAACAAGGCCCAUUAAAUUGUACAGACAGCUAAAUGAAAUUCUAAUACUUCGUAUAAGCUAAUAAGCUAAAAGUUCAGCAGUGCAGAGACUACAAGAGGAAUAGAUCACAACACUAUUUACAGGAACUUUUUUAAGAAUUGAAUUCCCAACCUAAUUGCCAAAUGGUGACUACUACGCUAGGGUAUGCCUAGGCUAUGCUUGACUAGAAAAACAUUCUCCUCAGCAAAAAAACCCAAUUUAAGACACUCAUCAGCCAAUAAAUUAGUCAUCGACCUUGUGAAAGACAUUAGAAUAUACUUUAGAAUAUACUUUAGAAUAUUCUUCUAUCCUUAGAAUAUACUUUAGAAUAUUUUAGGAAUAUACUCUAGGAUAUUAUUAUUGUAUAGAAUCUUAUAGGAAUAUUCUAUCUUUGUAAUGUAUAUUUAUAGGGACUUAACCCUCCAAUGAAAUACACAGAAAAUCUUUCCUCCUCUCUUCAAUAUUAUAUUUUGUAGUUUAUAUUUCAACAUGGUAUCAGAGCCUUCCAUUUCAGUUUAGUUUUUCAGAUUUCAGUUCUUUAUUCAGGCUGACUUCAGUUCAGUAUUCAGGCUGGGUUCUUUCUCCAAGAACUUGAGUUAACUUCAGAACCUUACACACCAUUUUCAGAACCUUACACACCAUUCUGCCUACAGAACCUCUACACACCAUUAAACAGAACCUCUGUCCAGACCAACACCGUCCUAUUUCUCACCUCCGUCCUAACCAAUUGCACUUGCCGCUGCCGACCACGUCUUUGGAGUCCGCACCGGCAAAGCUUCGCGCGUCAGUCACACGCGCCGCCGAAGACUUUCUCGGCUGCCGCACGCGCCGGCGAGUGAAGCUUCAUAGCUGACCGGAUUUCUAAUCGGAAAUCGCCAUCUCUGCCAGGCAAAUCCAUUUUUCCGAUCUGCGAGCUUUUGGAUCCACGGUCUUCUUGAGGUUGGCGACGCAGACUGUUGAGAAAGGUUGGGAUUUGAGACUAGGUGAACUAACUCGAAUUAGAAAGGGGCUGCGUUAUAUUUUUGGAGUCGCCACUAUCAUUAGCUGGUAAGUCAGAAACCCAGACCUCGCCAACCAUCUAUUGAGCUGCGGCUGGUAAGUCUUAAUUAGCUGUAUUUAUUUAUUUAUUCUCAAAAAAAAAAAAGUAAAAAAAAAAAUCAAAAAAAAAAAAAAAUCAAAAAAAAAAAAAAAAAAAAUCAAAAAAAAGAAAAAAAGAAAAAAAGAAUGUCUUUUACGGGUCCAUUUGGCAGAGGAGUAAUAUGCCAUUACUGCAAGAAGCCCGGGCACUUGCUCAAAGAAUGUAGAAAGUUGCUGUUCAAAAAUCAAGGAAAUCAGCUUGCUCAUGUUGCUUCCGCUACGAGUUCAUUUGAUGGAUCAAUUGCUAUUUCUUCAGACGAGUAUGCUAAAUUUAUUUGCUACCAAGAAUCUCUAAAGCAUUCAUCUACCCCUAUCUCGGUAGUCGCAAAUUCAGGUAUUUCAAACACAUGUCUUGUUUCAUCAUCCUCAAAAUGGGUCAUUGACUCAGGUGCCACAGAUCAUAUGACUGGUAAUCCUAGUCUAUUCUCAUCAUUUCACUCACAUUUACCUGCUUCCAGUGUCACUUUAGCAGACGGGUCUACCUCACCCGUUCUUGGAUCUGGUACUGUUGUACCAACUUCUACAUUACCAUUAUCGUCUGUUUUGAGUCUUCCUAAUUUUGCAUUUAAUCUGCUUUCCAUCAGUAAAAUCACACGUACUCUUAAUUGUUCUGUAACAUUUUUUCCGGGAUAUUGUGUGUUUCAGGAUCUGUUAACGAAGCAUACUAUUGGUCAAGGACAUGAGUCGGGUGGUCUUUAUAUUUUGGAUACAUCAAUUACAAAAGGUAUCUCUUGCCUUGGGGUUGGAAAUCUAUUAGAAGCUCAUUACCGAUUAGGACAUCCAUCUCUCUCACUAAUGAAGCAAUUAUAUCCUCAGUUUAAUAAGGUGUCUUCUAUACAAUGUGAGUCGUGUGAGUUUGCUAAACAUCAUCGCACUAGUUUAAGUCCCCGACUUAAUAAACGAGCAAAUGCUCCGUUUGAUCUUGUCCAUACUGAUGUUUGGGGGGCAUGUCCAGUUGUGUCCAAACCUGGUUUCAAAUAUUUUGUCACUUUUGUUGACGAUUAUUCUCGUAUGACAUGGGUGUAUUUUAUGAAGCGCCGAUCCGAGUUAUUUACUCAUUUCUCUGCAUUUUGUGCUGAAAUUAAAACUCAAUUUAAUGUUCCUGUUCGUGUGUUAAGGGGAGACAAUGCCCAAGAAUAUUUAUCUGCUCCAUUUAAAUCUUUUAUGCUUCAACAUGGCAUUAUUCAUCAAACUUCAUGCGUAGACACACC
Molecule: messenger RNA, 2421 nt
Organism: Cuscuta epithymum
Lineage: Eukaryota; Viridiplantae; Streptophyta; Magnoliopsida; Solanales; Convolvulaceae
Source: the annotation of a GenBank genome assembly